Messenger RNA from Musa acuminata AAA Group (dessert banana), 1243 nucleotides. Its product is annotated as vesicle-associated membrane protein 724-like. Bases 159 to 677 code for a protein of 172 amino acids. The transcript has 3 exons. Lineage: Eukaryota; Viridiplantae; Streptophyta; Magnoliopsida; Zingiberales; Musaceae. The record is from RefSeq and is a predicted model, not a curated record.
CAAAAGGCUUCGAACCCUUCCCUGCUGCCCCCCCACCACCAGGAGGACAACAAUCUGAUCCGGGAAGAAGCCGAAGGCGAUCGAAUCUAGGAAUUCCUGAUCUCUGUCUUCCGAGAUCCGAUUCUUGAAGAGAAGAGGGAGGAGCGGGGCGCGCAGCAAUGGCGGAGGAAGGGAAAGAGGGUUGGUUCAUCUACGGGUUCGUGGCGCGGGGGACCGUGGUGCUCGCGGAGUACACGGAGUACACCGGCAACUUCCCGGCGAUCGCGGCGCAGUGCCUCCAAAAGCUCCCCUCCUCCAACAAGCUCUCCACCUACGCUUGCGAUGCCCACACUUUCAUCUUCCUCGUCCAUAAUGGCUACGCAUACUGUGUUGUUACCAAAGACUCUGUUGUGAAAAAUGUUUCCAUAGCUUUCUUGGAGCGACUGAAAGCGGACUUUACCAAGAGAUAUGGUGGUGGCAAAGCUGAUACAGCAACUGCCAAAAGUCUAAAUAAAGAAUUUGGCCCAGUCAUUAAGGGGCACAUGCAAUAUAUAAUUGAUCAUGCAGAAGAGGUAGAAAAGCUUUUGAAAGUUAAGGUCCAAGUUUCAGAAGUGAAAAACAUUAUGUUGGAGAACAUCGAUAAGGUACUUGAUUCUUGUUACAGAUGUUUUGAUGCAACUUCAGUAAUAAAAGGUUAGGUAUACAAAUUUGUAGUAAUAAUUCCUUGUGUUUUCAAAUACCGAGUGCACUGGAAUUUAAUUGGAAUUUUAUAUUUGAGCUUCAUCUUUUACUGUUUUCUAUUAAAAUCCCUACUAAAUUAUUAUGAAGCUCUUCUGUUUGCUUCAUGGAUCUAAAAAUCUUAUUGCCUAUCAUGUAAAGCUAGUCGGGUAUUUCUACAAUUGGAAAUGACAUUGAAAACAAAGAAAAAUGUUGGUAAUGCUCUAACAUGUUAGAAGAAAUCUUUUCCAUAUUAAUUCCUUAAACAGGUCUGCCACUGUCUAUGUUUUAGCCUUAUGACCUUAAGUUCAAAAUAGAUCAGCACAUCAAGACACAUGUUCUUUCCCUUUUGCGUGUGAGGAAAAAUAUUUGACUACUUAGUGAAAACUAUUUUUCACUUUAUCUGAUAUCACUAACCAAGGUGAUUUUGAACCAGAAAAAUCUUUUUAGAAAUUUUUUUGCAAAUAUAGACUUAAAAUAAUUUGAUUAUUCGCUGGCAUGCUUAAACCUGUUGGUAUUUUGAACCAAAACAAUGUGAAAUCUGAUC